Messenger RNA from Fusarium odoratissimum NRRL 54006, 1382 nucleotides. RefSeq lists its product as uncharacterized. Bases 201 to 1175 code for a protein of 324 amino acids. The record is from RefSeq and is a predicted model, not a curated record. Lineage: Eukaryota; Fungi; Ascomycota; Sordariomycetes; Hypocreales; Nectriaceae. The transcript has a single exon. Gene Ontology annotation, molecular function: arylformamidase activity.
GUAUCCGUAGCCGAACAGUGCGGAUAGCGCGUGCCGUCAAAAGCCAGAUGAAUAAGUUAGCGGGGUAUUGUUAUAACUCCUCGAUUGUUAAAUUCGCCGACUCUCAUCAAAUGGCUUUAGUUUAUUUCUCCCUGUUUCUGUGUCAAGGUAACAAGACUUGAAACAAUAUUCACGCCGUGAAAUUGGCCUUGGUUGGAACAAUGACGUCACAGCUCUGGUCCUCAACUCCAUGGAUUGAUUCUGGCGAUACAUUGCAUAAGCGCCGUGUUCCAUACAUACAAGAUGCCACCUACCUACACACUCUCGAUAUCUGGCAGCCAAAAUCUCUGGAAGGGUCUUCGCUCCCAACAGCAGACGUGUUGCCUCAAGGCAAAGGUCCUUGGGUCGUCUAUAUCCACGGCGGGGCAUGGCGAGACCCGCUUGUUGACUCUUCCUCCUUCGAAGCUACUGCCCUCAAACUGCUGAGCGACAAAAGCACGCCUGUCGCAGGAGUCGCAUCAAUCAAUUAUCCUCUUUCAAGCCAUCUCAAUCAUCCUACGCACCCCGCACCACCUCGCGAUUCUUCGGAGCCUGUUGAUAUUGCCCGACAAGCGAAGCAUCCUGAUCACAUAAUCGCUCUACUCACGGCUAUCUCAUUUCUACAAAAUGAUCUUGGAGUAGCUCAUGAUUAUGUCCUGUCAGGUCACAGUUGCGGCGCUACCAUGACUAUCCAGACAGUAAUGAAUCCCAAUCACUGGUUGGGUAAUGCAAAGGGAAUUUCGGUUCCGAAGGUGAAGAAACCAAGGGUCAUAGCUCCUCUUAACGGACUAUAUGAUCUCGCUGCCUUUAUCAACAACCCGCCAGAAUCUCAUAAACAACUCCAACAACUAUAUACCGACUUCACAAAAAAUGCAUUCGGUGAUGAUGAGGCGGUCUGGAAGGCUGUCUGCCCUACCAGUGUUGCAGACUGGAGCACGGAGUGGCCUGAAGGCAAGGUCGUCGUUAUCGCCCAGAGCAAGGGAGACGGCCUUGUCCCUUAUGCACAGACUGAACUUAUGAAGGAUCACCUCAGAAAGACGUCAACGCUUGAGGUUGUUGAGAUGAAAGCUAGCGGUGAUCACAAUGAUCUGUGGAAGCAAGCCGAUGAGAUCGUAGAUAUUAUAAAGUGCGCAAUCGGGUAUUUAGCCAAGCUCUGAUUCAUUGAGGAAUGGGACAAUGGAAAAUUCAGUUUAGGUCAAGUAGUCAAGUUUGAAAUCGAGCAAGUCUCCUCAACAUUGAAUAACCUAAAUUUUCGGCAUUUUGCUGCCAUCCCUCCAUGAUCCCAUCACUGAUUUUAUUUCUUUGCGGCUAAGUUGGCCUUCCUUCUUUUUAAUAUACUUGAGAAUAUACAAUUCGAUCUUCAG